CCUCUGUAUAUAUAAAUGCUCAGGGCCUCCCUGAUCCCCAAAUGUCCCAGGCCGGCCCCUCUCUCCCCACUCCUUCCUUAAACCCCCCAUAACCCUUGUUCCUUUCCCUUCCAGUCUCGCUCCUCUUCUCCAGGUCUCUCCGGCUCCAAACACAAACGGCGAGGAGGCGCCGGAGCGAGCUGCCGUCGCGGCCCGCCACUGCCGGUGGAGUCGAGUCCCGAAGCUGGAGAAGUGGAGAUAGAGCUUCCGCACCCUCUCGCCGGCGUUGAUCAGAGUGCCUCUGCAGGGAAAAAGGGGCGAACGUACGCGUAGCCAGCAGCGGUAGCGGGGGAGGAAGAUGAUGAUGACUCAAGUGGCCAACCACAGCAAGAGGAACCACACCGACGGCUACUUCAGCGGGAAGCAGCAGCAGCAGCAGCAGCAGGCCGGCGCCGCCACCGCCACCAGCAGCGGCUCGGAGGAGUUCGGCCGCAUGGGGUCCAAGAAGCCGAGGAGCGCCAGCCCCAGGGGCAGCGGCGGCCCCAUUUCUCCCAGGGAGAAGAAGGACAAGGUCGGCGAGAGAGUGGCGGCGCUGCAGCAGCUCGUGUCGCCAUUUGGGAAGACGGACACGGCUUCUGUUCUUCAGGAGGCGUCGGGCUACAUCAAGUUCCUGCACCAGCAGCUCGAGGUUCUUAGCUCCCCGUACAUGCGCCCUCCUCCGGCGCCCGGCGCCGAGCCUGAGGACCCCGAGCACUACAGCCUGCGGAACCGCGGCCUGUGCCUGGUGCCGGUGGAGCAGACGCUGCAGCUGACCCAGAGCAACGGGGCCGACCUCUGGGCGCCGGUGAACACCAGCAGGCGCACCUGAAGCGAAGCCCGAGGCAGGCCUCGACGGCGGCGAUGGCCGCACUGCGUGGCAGGGGUAGAAUUCCGGUGCAAGCGCGCGCAUGCGCAUGGCUGACCCAAUUCGGUCAAUCUCCUAACACAAUCGUUUCGUUUCGUUUCGUUUCCGUGAACCUCAAUCAGCAGACCCUGUGCUGGCGCCGGUAGUAUGUAAUGUGUAAUCGUCGUGUAUAGCGAGACGACGCACCGCCGAUCGAUCGAUCGUGGUCGAGUCGUUGCGUCAGUGACUAUGUGCAUGUGGUUUAACAUGGUAGCGACCUGUUGCUGUCGCCGACUAAUCAUCAAAAUCAGCAGUUCCAUUCA
Molecule: messenger RNA, 1185 nt
Organism: Triticum urartu
Lineage: Eukaryota; Viridiplantae; Streptophyta; Magnoliopsida; Poales; Poaceae
Product: transcription factor bHLH153
Biological process (GO): regulation of transcription by RNA polymerase II
Cellular component (GO): nucleus
Molecular function (GO): protein dimerization activity; RNA polymerase II cis-regulatory region sequence-specific DNA binding; DNA-binding transcription factor activity, RNA polymerase II-specific
Source: RefSeq, a predicted model, not a curated record